Molecule: messenger RNA, 720 nt
Organism: Ricinus communis (castor bean)
Lineage: Eukaryota; Viridiplantae; Streptophyta; Magnoliopsida; Malpighiales; Euphorbiaceae
Product: sigma intracellular receptor 2
Exons: 2
Coding region: 118-621 (167 amino acids)
Cellular component (GO): endoplasmic reticulum
Source: RefSeq, a predicted model, not a curated record
CAAACGGUAUUUUGGAGAUCUACUAUUCUUUCGGGAAGAAAGCAAGAAACAAAACAAACGAAACAAGAAAAAAGAGAAAAAUCGGAAAAAAAGAAAGAAAGAAAGAAAGAAAGAAAAAUGGGUGCAAUUACGAAGCUAAUUGACGCAAUACUCUUUCUAUUCUUUGUCGUAAUCGCGGUGGCAGCGCCGUUGAUAGACGCGCAGACAUGUCUCCCUUUGAACCUGUUCCCUGACAUGUUGAUCGAUCUAAAGAAAUGGUACAGUAAUGAGUACGGAGACUAUCUGGUCUCGGAGAAGCCUCAUUUCUUUGUUGGAGUUGUUUGGAUCGAGCUUCUAUUUCAAUGGCCUCUGGCGCUUUUCAAUUUGUACGGAAUUCUAGCUUCUAAGCCUUGGUUCAACACCACUUGCUUGAUCUAUGGCGCUUCUGUAUUCACUUCCAUGGGUGCUAUAAUGGCGGAGCUGAUGGGUUCAGGGAAGGCGACGGAGAGAUUGAUGAUGGUUUAUGCACCAUUUAUGGGUUUAGGAAUAUUAGCCAUUCUGCGUGGGCUUAUGCCAAACAGUAGUGCUUCUAUUGUCCUAGGAAAGAGAGCUACUCCAUUGCCCAGGAAAAAGAGAGCUUAGACACCAUUUUACCAUAUUUAGAGUUUCUUUUGUUUUUUCUUUUUGGAUUGACUGUAUUGAGAUGAAUUCUUGUUAUGAAAUUGUUAAUUUUGAUUAUUA